CAUGGGCAGCGCGACGGACGUCCGUGUCGAAGCUUUCCUCGAUUCUUUAAGUAGUUUUCUUUAUGCGAAACAACGUCGCGACGCGCGCAUUCGCGUUACACAUUAUCUUUGAUAGUUGUUGUUGGUGUUUUCAGAAAAUGGUUUUCUUAGUUUUUCUUAAGUAAAAAUAUAGAAAUGUUUAUAUAUAUUUUUUGUAACUUUAAUUUAUGAAUGGAGGACGCGCUGAGUGAGUCGCCGAAUCGCUGGAUAAUAAAUUAUGCGCCAAAUACCAAAAAUAUUUGUAUUCAAAAUGAAAAUUCCAAAUAAUUUAUUCGUAACCAAAAAGCUGAAAGAUAAAAAUGUGUAACAAUAAUUGAUGUGAUAUGUGGAAAUAAAAUAUAAAAAAAAAUAAUAAUAAUAAAUAACUGCAAAUGAACACUUAGCACGACUUACGGAUCGUAUCAAAUUACGAGCACAAACAACUAAAACUCAUACAGUUUCGAUACAGAGCAUACAAAUAAAAAACCAAUUAAUGUGACUAAAAUAUAGCAUAGUAAAAACUGGAAUACGCAUAAUGAGGAAUCCAAAUUCUCAAAAUUCUUUUGAGAGCAGUGCGUGGAGCACAAGUAUUUGUAAUACGAGUGAUAACUGUAGUUCCUGCCAAAGAUUGCACAAAAUAAAGGGAAAUGUUGUAUCCAAUAUUUGUGCUGAAAAUUCGACAUUCCUGCGUCUGUUAUUGUUAACGCUCUGCCUCAGCUCCAUAUUGGCCGCUCCGCAAACCUCCUGCAUACUCUGUAAUAAGGAAGAUCUGAGGGCCAAGGAGCCAACAAUAAGCGACAGCUACGAGGAAUUCACAUUCGAUCAUCAGGUAUCGCGGCAAGAUGCCAUUCAAGCGCUGCGCAAGUUCAAUGAGACACAAAACUCUUGCAACUCCAUGAAGUGCACGCCGACGGUGCUGAAUUAUUGUCUGGGCCCACAGUUCCUAAAUGAUCAUUGCUGGUGCGAGCUGCAGCAUAGGGAAGAGGGCCUACCCUAUGUGCCGCAUAUAUGCUAUGUGGGAGAAAAGGUCUACAAGCCUUCGGUGGGUUCAUGUUUCUUCUUCGAGGAGGUCAAGGAAUGCUGCUGUGCAUCCGCUUUGGUCAGCGAGUGGCGACACAUCUCAGGUGCUUCAUUUAGUCCACCACAAGCCAUGCUAAGCUCCAUACUGGCUUUGCUGAGUUUACUUCAUUGGCGAACCAGAAGGCGUUAAAUAUAUUAAACCUAAGAAUGGGGCGGGCCCUGGGAAUAGUGUAUAAUCUAGUGCAACAUAGUCAUAGUCACGUUGGUAUCAAGCGAUGCAACGCGGCGAUUAUUUAGCAAUUAUUAAGUGUACUUAGUUCAAAAUGUUUUUGCAAAAAUCAAACUUACUUGGUAAGCAUUGUACAUGAAUAUAUUUAAGCGUUAAUAAAUAUAAAUUUGUAUGACUAAA
This is a messenger RNA of Drosophila montana, 1447 nucleotides long. RefSeq lists its product as uncharacterized. The coding region runs from base 554 to 1228 and encodes 224 amino acids. The record is from RefSeq and is a predicted model, not a curated record. The transcript has 5 exons. Lineage: Eukaryota; Metazoa; Arthropoda; Insecta; Diptera; Drosophilidae.